AUGAAGACUAAGUUCAUUAACGGCGUCUCCUCGUCGCCCUCCCUGUCUCUGGGGCUCCUGGUGACCCAGAACGCCCUCCAGGUGCAGCCCGACGCCCAGCGGGACUCCAAGGAGCCGCUGCGGGCCGAGCAGAGCCCGGACCCGGACACCCGGCGGAGGGCGUUCCGGUGGUGCCGGGAGUUCCUGCACGGAGCCUGGAAGAGCGUGACGGAGGAGGAGUUCAGCAUCUCCAUCAUCAGAGGAGGCCUCAGCAACAAGCUGUUCCUCUGCAGCCUCCCAGACGGACGAGCUUCGGUCGGAGACGAACCCAGAAACGUCCUGCUGAGACUCUACGGAGCCAUUUUACAGAUGUCCUGUAAUAAAGGAGACUCUCGACAGUCCAACAAAGAAAACCACUUCCAGGGCACUGAGGCCAUGGUUCUGGAGAGCGUCAUGUUCGCCAUCUUAGCUGAGAGAGAACUAGGACCGAAGCUCUACGGAAUAUUUCCUCAGGGACGGCUGGAGCAGUACGUCCCUAGCCGUAAACUGGACACGGUGGAGCUCAGCGACUGCAGCAUCUCUGCUGAGGUCGCAGAGAAAAUGGCGAAGUUCCACGGGAUGAGGAUGCCGUUCAACAAGGAGCCUCAGUGGCUGUUCGGAACCAUGGACAAGUAUCUGAACCAAGUGAUGAAGCUGAACUUCACCAGAGAAUCACAGCUCCGUCGAUUCAACCGACUGCUGAGCUACGACCUGCAGCAGGAGAUGGACACGCUAAAGUCUCUGUUGGAGUCGACUCGAUCUCCCGUCGUUUUCUGUCACAACGACUGUCAGGAAGGGAACAUCCUGCUGCUGAAAGGCCGACAGACUUCAGACAAACAGAAACUGAUGCUCAUUGACUUUGAAUACAGCAGCUACAACUACAGGGGAUUUGAUAUCGGGAACCAUUUCUGUGAGUGGAUGUAUGACUACAACUGUGACGAGUUUCCCUUCUUUAAAGUGGACGCCCAGAAUUACCCGUCCAAAGCCCAGCAGCUUCACUUCAUUGAGAAUUACCUGCGUGAGUCCGACCCAGGAUUCUACAACCUGAGCCCCGACGACCAGGUGAAGGUGAAGGAGGAGCUUUAUGUGGAGGUGAACAGGUUCUCUCUGGCGUCUCACUUCUUCUGGGGUUUGUGGUCCAUCAUCCAGGCUCGACUGUCCACCAUCAAGUUCGGAUACUUGGAAUACGCUCAGGCUCGCUUCGACGCCUACUUCCAGCAGAAGAAGAUCUGGGCGGUAUAACGGAGCGACCCCAUUGGACGGUUAAUGACAGGUUCGGCCUGACGGGCCGAUCAGAUUCACGCUUUACUUCCUGCUUGCCUGUCGGGGGAUCUGCUGCUGACUAAAACCCCGUGGCUCGGUGCUGAACGUCCGUCCCACAGUCCUGAAGGCCCAAACACUAGAAGUUCAACAUCGAUACUAACCUCCAUCCAAACAUAGAGCAUUCACUGAUGGAGACGGUGAGAUUUAGGCCUUGGUGGUGUCUUUAUAGAGAAGUGGAGGGUUUAUAGAGUUAGAACAGAUGGCUGUGAUGGGUUUCUGUGCAGUUUACGCUUUUAUAUUGUCUGAUUUCCUGCACAGUGUUGGCUGAUAGUGGAGGGUUGAGCACCAAACUCAACUCUCCACUGGCAGCCAACAUCACACAACUAGGCAGCAUGAAUGGACACCAAAACACCAGAAGAGUCUCCAAAAUAUUCAUUAAAACAAUAAGAAACUGAAGUUUUCUUGAAUAAAGGCUGCCAGUGGAGGGUUUAGCAGCUAAGUUUGGACAAAAUGUGCAACUUGGCAGCACAAAGCGUCGUCAAAACACCAGAAAAGUCUCCAUAUUAUCCUUUAAAACAAGAAGAAACCACUGUCUGUUAAGUUUCCCUCAAUAAAUGCCAAAUAUCGUGCAGCUUGGCAGCAUGAAUUGAGGCCAAAACACCAGAAAAGUCUCCAAAUUGUCCGUUAAAACAAUAAGAAACUGCCGUCAAUCAUCUCAAAUACGUAAAAUGUGUUCCAAAUGUCCCAAAAUCACAUAAAAAUUGCUCAAAAUAAUGCAAAAAUAUUCUAAAACUAGUCAACAGUUGUCAAAAUUUACACAGAAAGUUGUCAGUGAUAACAAACUUGUGCAGCUUGGCAGCACAAAGUGACGCCAAAACACCAGAAAAGUCACCAAAAUAUCCAUUAAACCAAUAAGAAACUGCUGUCUGUUAAGUUUUCUGUAAUAAAUGCAGUUUCUUAUUGUUUUAAUGGAUAUUUUUGGAGACUUUUCUGGUGUUUUGGUGUUGCUUUGUGCCUCCAAGUCGCCUCAUCGCUGCACCAGUAAUCAGAGAUAACAACGCCAGCGUCACAUCAAAAUUACUCCGAUUAUUUAUUCAACCCUGCAAAAUUACUAGAAAACACCAGAAAUGUCACCAAAAUAUCUGUUAAAACAAUAAAAAACUGCUGUCAGUCAUCUCAAAUAUGCUAAUUUUUUUCCAAAUGGCCCAAAAUCACUCAAAAAUUGCUUGAAAUGAUGCAGAAAUAUUCCAAAAAUAUUCCAAAAUAUUCAAAAGUAUUCAAUAACUGUUCAGAUUUACCCAGAAGUUGUCAAUGACAAUAAAAUCUUGCAACAAAACACCAGAAAUAAUAUCUUUGAUGAUUUAUCUGACAAAAAAUUUAAAAAUAUUCAGUUUGUCUAACAUUAUACCAAAAUGUCCCCAGAUGUUCCCGAACUAGAAAUAAAAAUCAGUUCAGAGCAGAACUCUUUGAAUUUUCUCCUGCUGACUGUUGGUCUCAGCUGAGUGACGUCCGGCUCCACAGUUCCACCAACAAACAGAAUUUUUGCAUUUUUUACUAAAUUUAUUAAGAAAAAAGGAUUCAAAUUUGGUGAAUUUUAUUGAGAUAUGAAAUAAAUUUAAGCUCAGAUUAGGGUCAUUGUUACACGUCACAGGCGAUUAGUUCAAGGACUGUGAGGAAGUCAGUUUUUCUAGUUUCCUGCUGAUAAAUGGUUGGUUUUGGGUUCAGAGGGUGAAUUAAUUAUUUUUAAUUAUUUUACUGUUUAAGGUGUGUUUAGUAAAGAUGUGAGAGCUGAAUCCCUCCGUCUGAUCAGAGUUCAUGUUAUUAACCGUCGUUCCUACCUCACCGCCUCGUUUUCAUCGUUUUAAUCCAUUCAUCACCUGCUGCUGAGAAAAACUUCACUCUGAAAAUGUGAAAAUAAAUGAAAGAUUACUGUUUGCUGACAUUUAAUCGUCUCUGGUGUCAGUUUAACACAAACCAGCUGUUAAAGUAUUUUAUGUAACAGAAACUGACUUCUGCUAAACCCGACGUGCUUUUCUUUCUCACAGCUAGAAACAAAUCAGAUUCCUUCUAGAUUUUUAGCCGGCUAACGUAACUUUGCCAACGUUCAGCGACAGGUUUUAUGGCUAACUAGGUAACUGAGCUAACAUUACCAACAAAACAUCACGUCCAGUCAACUCUUUCAUGUUUCCAGCUAACGUGUUUCCUAGAAGAAUCCUAUAUAAAGAGUUUUAACGAAGAUCUUGACCGCUGCUUGACGUGCUAAAAUGCUAAGGCAAACUAACUUUCUGAUCCAUGUAUAAAACACAAAACCAAAACACAGUAACUACAUAUUGUUCCAAAUCUAUUUUUUAAUAUUUAUCGGUCACCGCACUACUAGCUAGCUAAGGCUAAUCUAAAUGUGGUCACAGUUAGCCUCAGCUAAAGCUACUUUAGUGACUUUUUCAUACUGUUUUCAGUAAGAGCAAUUAAUUUAGAUUUUACAGCAUCUUGGAUGUUAAAUUAGGAUGAAGCUAAUCAUAAAGGACAAAAGUAAUAUGCAGACUCUAGCUAAAAGCUAACUAGCCUAGCCUAGCCUAGCUUAGAUGUCCAAUUGCAGACUACAGUAGUGAUUUUAUUGAGCAGUUAUGUUUUUCUUUAUGGGAAAUAAUCAAGGUUGUGCAACUUGUAAAGCUUCUCAAUGUCUGUUUUUCUGUUCAAAAAUACACAAACCGAAUCACAGUGACUCCCGCUAGCUAAGGCUAGUCCAACUACAGUCAGCUAAUUUUAGCUAAACAUAAUUUACUGACGUUUCCACGCUGUUUAAAUGUUGACACUCCACCAUCUUAGUAAUUGGAUAAAUAAGGCUAAACCUACUAGUAAUGGAGAGAGGUAACACGCAGAGUCAUGCUAAAAGCUAACUAGCAUAAUUCAGAUGUUUCCAGAAAACUUAAAUAGCUACACUGAUAUCAUGCUAAAAUGCUAAAUAGGUCAAUAUUUUUUUAAGGAUUCUGUUUUACAACCCAAAACGUAGUGCCACAUAUUUGUAGUAUAAUUUUUAUUAUCAGUUUUUCUGUUUAAACAUUGAAAAACAAAGUAAAAACCAAAUCCCAGUGACUGUGCUCCAGCUAAUUAAGGCUAAAUAUGGCUAGUCUGAGCAGGUCACAGUUGCUUCAGCUAAAACUAAUUUGCAACAUCUGCAACAUCUUACUAUGUUAAUAUUAUACCUAAUAAAUAUCACUAAAGCUAAUGAUAAUGGAGAAGAGUAACGUGCUGAGUCAUGCUAAAAGCUAACGACCAUAAUUUAGAUGAUACCAGAAAACCUGAAUAGCUACAUGAAUGAUAUCAUGCUAAAAUGCUCAAUAGGUAAAAAAAAAUAAAUAAUAAAUCAAGAUUCUGUUUUACAAACCAAAACAAACUACUACAUGUAUCAUACCUAAUAAAUAUAGCUAAAGCUAAUGAUAAUGGAGAAAAGUGACAUGCUGAGUCAUGCUAAAAGCUAACUAGCCUACUUUACAUGUCCGAUCACAGAGUUUAGGACUGAUUUCGUCUGUUACAUUUUCUCAUUCCAGGUCAUUAAAUUAAGGUUUUACAGCGUUUAAAAAUCCUUUUCUUACACCUUCACUGUUAUUGUUAGCAUUAAAAGGUGCUAACAUUAGCAUAAACCUGCUUCUGAACAGUGAAUGAAUAAUACAAAGCUAUUGUGCUAAGAUUGUUUUUAAUGUAGAGCCACAAGCUAAUGGCGUUAGCCUCAGUUUGAAAGCAACACUUCUAGAACAGCUAAUUAGCCCGACGUGCUAGUAAGUUGCUAAGCUAUAACUGGGCAAUAAACGGCUGCUGGGAUUAGCAGGUUUAGCAAAAGUCAGUUGAAACUGUCACCAUGACGACUAAACGCUACGAAACACAGAAACACUGAUUUAGAGCCUUUAUUUUAAAGCUACAAGCUGUAGAAACUGAGUUAGCAUGUAGCUGUAGCCGUUAGCAUGUGGCUGUAGCCGUUAGCACGUGGCUGUAGCUGUUAGCAUGCUGCUACGAAACCAGCUGUGCCACGUCAACACUUUUUUCCUGUGAAGUUAAAGUGAAUUUGUUCUGGAUGUUUUCUGUGAUUUUAAAUGAAACCAAAUGAAAAUGUGACGUGAAGCUGAACUGAAACUAGCUGAUGAUGUUUGAAUGUCGACUUUUAGGGCACUUUUAUGGAACGAUGGCAUAAAUUAAAGCUUUACACGUGUCUGAACUGUGACUGCAGGUGGUUAGAGUGUAUUUUAUUGUAUGUUUCCUUUAAAUGUGUAGUUUAUUUUCUAUAUUAUGGGAUGUGACGGGAUGAAGUGUGGAGGGAAAUACUGGAGCAUCUUUUACAUCUCUACAGUCUUUUUUUUUUUCAAGUUUUACAUUUUCUCCUGCCGAACCUGAAUUUUUCUGUCCUUUUUCACAUUUAAUUUCCUUUCUAAAUGACCUGAUUUGUAAUUAAAGAACAUUCCAUCUGUGUUUCUUCAUUUUGAGUUUGAUUUUGGACCAAAACGACGAUAAAUUUGGCUCUGACUGGUUCUUUAAAAUAAUCUAAAUGAGAACAAACAGCCUCACUGAUGCUUCUGUUCACUGUAUGUAACAUUCACUAAUAAACAUAAAUAUUAAAUCUGAAGUAAAAUGACUCAUAACAGAUAUACUCACAGUUACAGAAUGUAUUAAAUAAUAAUAACAGUGUGUUCAAUAGUGAACUUGGCUGUAAAUUUAUUGCUUUGCACAAAUAAAAGGUAAAAAUGA
Molecule: messenger RNA, 6018 nt
Organism: Amphiprion ocellaris (clown anemonefish)
Lineage: Eukaryota; Metazoa; Chordata; Actinopteri; Pomacentridae
Gene: chka
Product: choline kinase alpha
Exons: 12
Coding region: 1-1260 (419 amino acids)
Biological process (GO): CDP-choline pathway; phosphatidylethanolamine biosynthetic process
Cellular component (GO): cytoplasm
Molecular function (GO): ethanolamine kinase activity; choline kinase activity
Source: RefSeq, a predicted model, not a curated record